AGGCCUCCCCCUGCUCAGGCCCUCCUGCCCGCCCUCUCUCCCUCCCUUCUUCCCUCGCAGCCGAGGAGGCAGCAAUUACGCUUUGGGGAUAAAACGAGGCGCGGAGAGCAGGCUGGGCAUUUCUCCCUGAGAUGGCGGGUCCGACAGCUACAGCCCUGUGGCCUGGAGUCCUCCUGCUCCUGCUGUCCAUCAUCCACCCCUCGCAGCCUGGAGGGGUCCCAGGAGCUAUUCCUGGAGGACUUCCCGGAGGAAUUCCCGGAGGACUUCCCGGAGGAGGCUUUUUCCCAGGGACUGGUGUCGGAGGCCUGGGAGUAGGAGGGCUGGGACCUGGAGGCAAACCGCCCAAGCCAGGGGCUGGACUCCUUGGGGGAUUUGGACCAGGUGCUGGAGGGCUCCCAGGAGGUGGCCCUGGGGCAGGGCUCGGCGCCUUUGGGGGCAUCUUCCCGGGGAUUCUACCGCCUGGGGCUAGCGCUUCUGCAGCCUAUAAAGCUGCAGCCAAAGCUGGUGCUGGGGUUGGCGGUGCUGGUGGUGUUGGCGGGCUUGGUGUCGGUGGACUUGGUGGUGUCGGUGGACUCGGUGGCUUAGGAGUGUCUACAGGUGCAGUGGUGCCGUCCGGAGUGGGGGUCGGAGCUGGAGUGAAGCCUGGGAAAGUGCCGGGUGUGGGCCUACCAGGUGUAUACCCAGGAGGAGUGCUCCCAGGCACAGGAGCUCGGUUCCCAGGUGUGGGGGUGCUCCCUGGGGUUCCCACUGGAACAGGAGUCAAGCCCAAGGCCCCAGGUGGAGGGGGAGCUUUUGCUGGAAUCCCAGGAGUUGGACCCUUUGGGGGUCAGCAGCCUGGAGUCCCACUGGGGUACCCGAUCAAGGCACCCAAGCUGCCAGGUGGCUACGGACUGCCCUACAGCACAGGGAAACUGCCCUAUGGAUAUGGGCCUGGAGGAGCGGCUGGCGCCGGGGCCAAGGCUGGGUACCCAACGGGGACAGGGGUUGGUCCCCAGGCUGCAGCAGCAGCAGCUAAAGCAGCAAAGUAUGGUGCUGGAGGAGCCGGAGUUCUCCCUGGUGUUGGUGUUGGAGGUGCCGGCAUUCCUGGUGGGGCUGGUGCAAUUCCUGGGAUUGGAGGCGUUGCAGGGGUCGGUGCUGCUGGAAAGGCGGCUGCAAAGGCAGCUAAAUAUGGAGCUGCUGGAGGCUUGGUACCUGGUGGCCCAGGAGUUGGAGUUCCUGGUGUUGGAGUCCCUGGUGUUGGGGUCCCAGGUGUUGGAAUCCCAGGUGUUGGAGGAGUCCCAGGUGUUGGGAUCCCAGGUGUUGGGGUCCCAGGUGUUGGAAUCCCAGGUGUUGGAGGAGUCCCAGGCGUUGGGAUCCCAGGUGUUGGAGUCCCAGGGGCUGUGUCACCAGCUGCAGCUGCUAAAGCAGCCGCCAAAGCAGCCAAAUAUGGGGGCAGAGCCGGAGUGGGAGUUGGAGGUGGGGUUGGCUUUCCGGGCUACGGCGGUCUUGGAGCUGGAGUCGGUGGUCUUGGAGCUGGAGUCGGAGGUGUCCCUGGAGCUGGCAUUUCCCCUGCAGCCCAGGCAGCCGCCGCCGCCAAGGCAGCUAAGUAUGGUAAGUGCCCUGGCCCUGCCUGCCCCCAUGCCCAGGGCAGUGUCCUUCCCUCCUGGGCAGCACCGUCCCCUCCUCUCAGAGCCUGGACUCCAGCCCUGCUCUGCCCUGGAGCCCAGGGUCUGAGCUCAGAGCAGUUCUCCAGCAUGAGGACAGAGCAAGCUCGCGCUCAGGAGCUGGAACCCCAGCAGCUGCAGCCGCCAAAGCAGCCGCCAAAGCUGCUCAAUAUGGCCCUGGCGCUGGCGUUGGCGGGGUUCCCGGCCUUGGCGUUUUCCCCGGUGCUGGCGGGGUUCCUGGUCUUGGCAUUGGCCCCGGCGGCGUUACAGGAGCAGGGACCCCGGGUGCCGCCAAAUCUGCUGCUCAGUUGGCCGCCAAAGCCCAGCUCCGGGCUGCCGCUGGCCUUCCUGCUGGCGUUCCCGGAUUUGGAGCUGGUGCUGGCGUUCCUGGAUUCGGAGCUGGUGCUGGUGUUCCCGGAUUUGGGGCUGGUGCUGGUGUUCCUGGCUUUGGGGCAGGUGCGGGUGCAGUACCUGGAUCCUUGGCUGCUGCUAAAGCAGCCAAAUAUGGAGCAGGAGGGCCUGGGGGCCUUGGCGGGGUUGGAGGUCUUGGUGGUCUUGGUGGAGCAGGUGUCCCAGGUGGUGUGGCAGGAGCCGGACCUGCUGCCUUGGCUGCUGCCGCCAAGGCUGCUGCCAAAGCUGGCCAAUAUGGCCUCGGGGCUGGAGGGCUCGGAGCUGGUGGGCUCGGAGCUGGCGGGCUCGGAGCUGGAGGACUGGGACUUGGAGGUGUCCCAGGGGCUGGGGGCUUUGGAGGUGUGUCCCCAGCUGCAGCUGCUAAAGCAGCCAAAUAUGGUGCCGCUGGCCUUGGAGGCGUCCUAGGAGCUGCCAGGCCAUUCCCAGGUGGAGGUGGCGGAGCCGGAGUCGGGGCUGGGGGCCUGGGAGUUGGUG
This is a messenger RNA of Myotis lucifugus (little brown bat), 2528 nucleotides long. RefSeq names its product elastin (gene ELN). The record is from RefSeq and is a predicted model, not a curated record. Bases 132 to 2459 code for a protein of 775 amino acids. Gene Ontology annotation, molecular function: extracellular matrix structural constituent. Lineage: Eukaryota; Metazoa; Chordata; Mammalia; Chiroptera; Vespertilionidae. The transcript has 33 exons.